AUGCCAGCAAACACGGAGCUCUCUAACGCGUUACAAAAGUUCGCUGUGGCGUACAAGAACGAUACGCCUACAAACCUAAAGAUCGUCGACAUUUAUCUCGCGUACAUUAUGCUCUCCGGCAUCUUUCAGUUCAUCUACAUGGCGACUGUCGGCACGUUUCCCUACAAUGCCUUUUUGGCAGGGUUCAUUUCAACCGUUGGCAGCUUUGUCCUCGCAGUCAACUUGCGCAUACAAACCAACUCACAAAACAAGGACAUGUUCAAGACGAUAUCCCCAGAGCGAUCUUUUGCUGAUUUUGUUGUUUGCUCGCUACUACUCCAUUUCUUUUGUGUAAACUAUCUAGGUUAA
This is a messenger RNA of Zychaea mexicana, 348 nucleotides long. Its product is annotated as DAD/Ost2. Gene Ontology annotation, cellular component: oligosaccharyltransferase complex; membrane. Lineage: Eukaryota; Fungi; Mucoromycota; Mucoromycetes; Mucorales; Lichtheimiaceae. The transcript has 3 exons. Bases 1 to 348 code for a protein of 115 amino acids. The record is from RefSeq and is a predicted model, not a curated record. Gene Ontology annotation, biological process: protein N-linked glycosylation.